This is a messenger RNA of Orcinus orca (killer whale), 372 nucleotides long. Its product is annotated as DPEP2 neighbor protein-like. The transcript is spliced from 3 exons. Bases 1 to 372 code for a protein of 123 amino acids. The record is from RefSeq and is a predicted model, not a curated record. NCBI's taxonomy places the organism in Eukaryota, Metazoa, Chordata, Mammalia, Artiodactyla, Delphinidae.
AUGUCUGACCAUAUCUUCUAUAUUUACUCAAACCUGUCCUCUGUUCCCUGGGAGGGCAGUGCAACAGCAGCAGUUGCUCCCGUUUCUCCUCCUACACCUGGUCACUACCAUGUCCUCUACCGAGGGUGUGGAAAAACGCAGUUGGGCCGGCAUGAGGAGACAUACUGCCUAGUUGGUGGCUCCGGGGCCUAUGGGGAUGUUCCUUUGGCCAAGCCAGCAAAGGUGGAAGCAGAGACGCCAGUCUCCAGACGUUGUCCCAAGAGAAAGCACAAUCCGGAAAAGUCGGACAAAGACCUGGGUUGCUCCAGAACCAAAACCCAGCGAUUGCAGCAUUCAAGCAGCUCAGGAAUACAAGACUGCCCCUCCUCCUGA